AUGUCCCAGCGCUCUGAAUAUGAAAGAGAACGUAUGAUAAAAAUCCAGUCAGAACAAGUGAACACGAGACUUACAAAGUUAGUACAACUUAGAAAUGCUCUCAUUGCUCAAGCUACAGACUUAAAUAUUCAAAUUCCCGAGGCUGAGCAAGCUAAGACAAAAGGAAAAGAGAAAGGCGGCAAAGGCAAAAAGGGCAAAGACAACAAAGAGGAGGAUGUUAAGGAAAAGGCGAGGCAAAGACGCGAAGAACUUAUUCAAAAUCUCAUGGGUGAACUGAAUCUCCUUGAUGUGACCCAAUUGGCACUGCCCAAAUCAGGAUCUAAGGAUGGUGAGUCAGAUUCCAAAAAGUCUGGAGGAUCUAAAGCGUCAAAAGCCUCACGGAAAUCGGGGUCCUCGAAAAAAGCCGGCCCAGAAAAAGAGUUCUUUCGCACAUUGGAAAAGCUAAAAAGUAUUCCUCUGAACAAAACUUGUUCGGUUCUAUUUUCUGAGGAAGAAGUAAAGCUGCCUAUAGGCUUGGAAGAAAUACCUGACGACGAUUUUGAACCACCUUUUGAAAAGGUAGUGGAGAAGCCGGUGAUAACUGCAAGGAAGUCCACUCUUCAGCAGAUUUCGUCUAUGCUCAAGUCAUUGGUUGAAGUGAAGGAUGAAAUGGAAGCAGAAAAAAAAGGUGAAGAGAAAAAAUCAAUUGUAGAGGAGAAGAAGUCAGUAGCAGAAGACAGAAAAUCAAAGAAAGAAAAGAGACCUACUGCCAAAUCGGGAUCAACUGCAGCAAGAGCAGUGUCAUACGCACGACGGUCCAAGAGUUUUGAAAAGCGCAAAAGCACAGCAGAGAUGACUGAAGAAGAAAAGAGAAUGUUUAGACUGACUAGCAUGAUUGAAUUUGAGCUAAAAACGGAUGUUGUGUAUUUUGAAACGCCUAUCGUUGUUUUGUGGGACUACGACAAACAAUAUUGGUCUUAUGAGAAUAUUCUUCAUUUGAAAGCGGAAGAAAAGCAAGUAACGUUUGAAUUGAAAAAAGUUGGUCCUCUGGCACUAGCAACAUUUCGAUAUUCUAAUAUACCAUUCCGAAGCUGGGAUAUGAGGCCUUGUCUUGAAGACCAAACUGUGCAAUUAUUUAUGAGAUCAAACCACGUCAAUGUAACUUUCAAAAUUAAGUUUUAUGCUGAUUUAAAUCAAUUAAUGCAAGAUCGUAUGCCAUUACAUCUCCAAAAGAAGGUGAAAAGUUUGUCUCCCACCCAAAUUGAAACUGUUUACGAAAUGUUAUGCCUGACAAAAGUUAUUAGCUACACGACUACGUACCCCGAAAAUCCUAAAGUACCUUUCGUCUCUUAUCAAAUGCAGCCCCCCGAAGAAGAUGUGAAAGGCAAAGGAAAGAAAGGAAAGAAAGGAAAAGAAAAAGGAAAGAAGUCAAAAUGA
Molecule: messenger RNA, 1416 nt
Organism: Gryllus bimaculatus (two-spotted cricket)
Lineage: Eukaryota; Metazoa; Arthropoda; Insecta; Orthoptera; Gryllidae
Source: the annotation of a GenBank genome assembly